CCCGAUCUCGGUUUGCACAGAGACAAACGACAAACGACGCCGAGCCGCCAUGCCGUCAUUCAAGACAAGAGAAUCAUAACCUCUCUGUGAUAUCUACUUAUUUGUGAUUUAUAUAUAUUUCUAUCAAUAACGCUCCACUAUGACUACACCUUUGUUUGGCAUUCAUCUUGGAAACUCAUCUGGGUGUGUUGGAAUCUUCAAGGAUGGAAAAGCUGAUGUCCUGGCUAGUGACAGCGGAGAACGUCUCAUACCUGCCGUUGUCUCGUAUCGCAACAAUGAGAAGAUUGUUGGUAUGGCUGCGAAGAGUGGCAUGGCGCGGUUUGGGGCCUGCACCAUUACGAACAACAAGACGCUCAUGAACAUGAGUAUAUCAGAGAAAGAAUUAGCCGAUGCCAUCUCUCGUAGUACUUGCAAAAUUGUACCCAACGAUGAUGGAGUUCACUACGAAGUUGAGUGGGAAGGAAAAACAUCCAAGCGCACUCCUGACCAAGUUCACUCUUUGUUGUAUCGUAAACUUCAUGAAACUGCCUCAAGCUCACUACACACUGGGGAAACAACUCUUCCAGCUGUCAUUACAGUCCCUGUUAACUUCUGCUCAGCUAGCAGGAAAGAAGUAGUGCGUGCUGCUGAAGAAGCUGGGUUUAAAGCUUUACAAGUUAUUGAUGAACCUUCUGCAACACUAUUGGCGCACAAUGUCGGUCAAGUAGAUCUAAAUGAAGAAGGGUAUGCUGUUGUUUACCGUGUUGGUGGUGCGUCUCUCGAUGUUACUGUAUUCUGGUUUAACUCUGGAAUGUAUACACUUGUAACAAAUAUCCAUCAACACAACAUUGGAGGUCAUUGCUUCACUGAAGAACUAGCUAAAUUUUUGGCCAAGGAAUACUAUCAGAAAUACAAAUUAGAUGUAACAGAAAGCCGUAGAUCAAUGGCCAAAUUAAAAGGAGCUGCAGAAAUUUGUAAACAUGUUCUGUCUACUAUGCAAUCAUCCCAUUGUUUUGUUGAAUCUCUAGUGGAUGGUGUAGACCUAAGUUCAAAUGUUAGCCGUUCCCGUUUUGAAUCACUUAUUGGGCCUCUAAUUACACAGUUUUUAGAACCUGUUACAAAAGCAAUAGAGAGUGCUGGUAUUACACCUAAAGAUGUUAAAAAGGUGGUUGUUUCAGGGGGUUCUUUAAAAAUUCCUCGCUUGCAAGCAGCUUUGUCUGCUAUGGUCCCUGAUGCUGAAGUCCUUGGCCUUGGUCCUCUCAUCAGUCCUGACGAAGUUAUAGCUGUAGGUGCAGCUGUGCAAGCAAGCUUUGUGCCGAAAGGUUGGAAUGGAGACUGCAUUCAACUCUGUGAAGAUGUUAAUGCCAUUUCUCAAACAGUGGAGUUUCAGGUGGAAGGGAUGAACACAAAAGAAGUUGUUGCCCAAGCAUCCUGCCCAAUUCCUCUACGGAAGCCAUUCACUGUCACUGUCCCUGAGGGCAAGAGUGAACUCAAGUUGACAUUCAUUCAGGGCAGUCGGUCUUUAGGCCAGGCUUGUUUGGAAGGUGUUCCAGCUACUUCUUCUGUGAAAGUUGAGGUCACAAUUGGGCGGGAGGGAGAAGUGCAUGUGACCCUUGCAGACCAAAAGCUUGAAAAGAGAGUCAGUGUUCAUCUAGAAUCCAUAUCUGUUUGAAGUUGCUAUUACAAAUUAUUUCAGUGCUAUAUUCAUUCUUUGAUUGAUCCUGUGUAUGAAAUUCUUAAUUCUUUGACAUAACCCUGCCUACAUUUUUAAGUUAUUGUUACUGUCCAUAUCUAACAUCUUAGAUGGGAUUUAAUAAAUAUUAAUUGUGUCAGUACAGUGUAGUUGCAAUGAAUAUUUAGCCAACAUUUGAUCUUGGGCUCAGCUACAUGAGUAAAUAAAAAAUAAGCAGUGG
Messenger RNA from Thrips palmi, 1892 nucleotides. RefSeq names its product heat shock 70 kDa protein 14-like. The record is from RefSeq and is a predicted model, not a curated record. Gene Ontology annotation, cellular component: cytosol; nucleus. The transcript is spliced from 10 exons. Bases 140 to 1651 code for a protein of 503 amino acids. Lineage: Eukaryota; Metazoa; Arthropoda; Insecta; Thysanoptera; Thripidae. Gene Ontology annotation, biological process: protein folding. Gene Ontology annotation, molecular function: ATP binding; ATP-dependent protein folding chaperone.